This is a messenger RNA of Leptonychotes weddellii (Weddell seal), 3006 nucleotides long. RefSeq names its product solute carrier family 25 member 42 (gene SLC25A42). Gene Ontology annotation, biological process: transmembrane transport. The record is from RefSeq and is a predicted model, not a curated record. Lineage: Eukaryota; Metazoa; Chordata; Mammalia; Carnivora; Phocidae.
CGAGGCGGGGCCGUGGUGGCCCGAGGCGGCGGCGGCGGUGGUGGUGGUGAAGGCGACGCGUCCUAGCCGGACCGAGUCUCCUGCCGCCCAGAGCUGGCCUGGAAUGGGUAAUGGUGUGAAGGAGAGUACGGCGCGUGUGCGUGAGGAUGCCGAGGCCAUCCUGCCCUCACCCGUCAAUUCCAAGAGUGAUCACAGGCAAGUUCUCAGCUCCCUCCUGUCUGGGGCCCUGGCCGGUGCUCUUGCCAAAACGGCGGUAGCUCCCCUGGACCGAACCAAAAUCAUCUUCCAAGUGUCUUCAAAAAGAUUUUCUGCCAAGGAGGCCUUCAGGCUCCUCUACUUCACCUACCUCAACGAGGGCUUCUUCAGCCUGUGGCGCGGGAACUCGGCCACCAUGGUGCGCGUGGUGCCCUACGCCGCCAUCCAGUUCAGCGCCCACGAGGAGUACAAGCGCAUCCUAGGCCACUACUACGGCUUCCGCGGAGAAGCCCUGCCGCCUGGGCCCCGCCUCCUUGCGGGCGCACUGGCUGGAACGACCGCUGCUUCUCUGACCUACCCCCUGGACCUGGUCCGAGCCAGGAUGGCCGUGACCCCAAAAGAAAUGUACAGCAACAUCUUUCACGUCUUCAUCCGUAUCUCCCGAGAAGAGGGCCUGAAGACCCUCUACCACGGAUUCACGCCCACCGUGCUGGGGGUCAUUCCCUACGCGGGGCUGAGCUUCUUCACCUAUGAGACGCUCAAGAGCCUGCACAGAGAGUACAGCGGCCGCCCGCAGCCCUACCCCUUCGAGCGCAUGAUAUUUGGGGCCUGUGCCGGCCUCAUCGGGCAGUCGGCCUCGUACCCGCUGGACGUGGUGCGGCGGCGCAUGCAGACGGCUGGGGUCAUGGGUCACCCGCACGCCUCCAUCAUGCACACGCUGCGUGCCAUCGUGCGGGAGGAGGGCGCCGUGCGUGGCCUCUACAAGGGCCUGAGCAUGAACUGGCUCAAGGGCCCCAUCGCCGUGGGCAUCAGCUUCACCACCUUCGACCUCAUGCAGAUCCUGCUGCGGCACCUGCAGAGCUAGGGCCCCUGAGGGCCGGCAGCUCUCGAGACGGGGAACCGAGUGUCCACGUGCGGCCGGUGGACCACUGACCCCUUUUGUUUUCUGAGCCUGUGGAGUGACGGUGUAAUCGGUUCCACCCUGGGAACCGCGUUUCAGAGCACCUCGUAGAACAAGCUGGGGGGGCCUGACCUCGGUCCCCAAAGCCAGCGGCCCUUGAAGUGCAAUGUUGGGACUGGUGGGCGGGGCUCUCGCGCUCUCCCCAGCCCUCCUCCCCAGGGCUGGCCCUGCCUCCUGGAGAGCUUGCCCCAAAUGCCCUGAGCUGGGAGUGACCAGCGCCACCUCCUGGCGCUCUGUGACCUUGGAUGUGCUCCUGGUUCUAGUGACCCCAUGCCCACUGGGCCCAGAGCCCGACUCCUCCUGCCCCUGUGCCCACAGAGGGGAGGGAGCCCCACGGUGUACAGAGAGGCACCUCCGGGCCCUGGUGAGGUAGGGCCAGCCUCCUGCUCAGCUGCGGCUAGAAAAACAGCCUCUUGCCCCACCCCCACCCCCACCCCACCUGUCCUGCCUUUGUCACUUCCCAGGUGACAUGACUCCUGUGUCACCAGAGCCUCCUGCUCGGGAACAGCCUUCUCCCAAGAGCAUUAUUUGGAUCCUGGACUCCGUGGCCAAAGUAGGGCCCCAGGAGUGGGUCUUCCCCUCUGUUGCCUACCCACCCAGUGUGUAAUGUUCCCAGGAGGGUCACGCCUCCUCCAGGCAGCAGGGUGUGAGGAAUCACCAUGGGUUUGGGUGUGAGUCCUAACCUGGAGGCAUCUGCUGAGAACUGGGGACCCAGGUCACCUCCUCUGGGCCAGGAAGCUCCCACCCCUGUCCACAGGCCGCACCAACAGAGGCCAGGCCUCAGGCCCUAACCCUCGGCGCCUAGGCACAGCGGCUCCUGGGGGGACCUGUGGCAUCUUGCACGUCCCUGGCUCCCCACCUGAGCAGGCGCUUGGCCAGGACUGAGGGCAGUUGAAGGCACAAAGGGUGGUCUGAUUGCCGUGAAGAGAGUGCUUGGAGGCGACUGGCAGCCUUGAUCCUCCCAAAGUGGGAGCCCCUGAGACGGUAUGUGGCCUGGGGGUGGGAAUUGGGGUACCCUAGGGCACCCCCAGGGAGCGGAUCUCAUGGAGAAGUCCCCUGGGGUCUGCCAGGUGUCACAGGGACGCAGAAACGCCCAUUUCCAAAUGACGUGUGGAGUUUCUUGAUUUCUUUUGGUUUUGCUUUUCAAUCUGGCUGCCCCUGGGUCUCGUCACCGUAAACCCUGACCAGCCCCAUCUGGUUCCAGGCGGAGAGUGACGGGGGGUGACCAGAUCGCUCCACAGCCACCCUGCAUGAAAGGGUCUGAGAGGGCGUGUUUGCCCCACGCACAUUUCCAGUCGUGACUUUCAUUUCUCCCUUGCGUUCUGUCCCAUUACUGUUCUUACCUUGGACCUGCGGGUGUGAAGAUCCCUCUCUGUCCUUCCUUGCAUGUGUCCACCGGCCGGCCUGAGGCUCGUCCCCAGGGUCCCAUGGCUGUUCUGUUGGGGGGGCGUCCCACCUCCUCUGCCGGCCUUGCCCAGUGCCCAGGGCCCAGAGAGGCAGGAGAGGCAGGGACCCCUCACAGGGAGAUGCGCUGGGGGGCCACCCCCGGCAGGUGAGACCAAAUGAAUGGUUGGGCGGCACCCUUCUCUGAGCCGCAGAGCGGAGGGCCCCCAGGUCCUGCUGGCCCUGGUGUGCCUCCUCGAGGUGGCUCUCAGCCGAGUGAGCCUCAGCAGCAACCCCCCCCCCAGCCCUGCACACAGCUGGGCGGUGCCCUCCGCGGCUACACCCCUCCCACUGGUGUCCAUCCUGAUCUGGAGUUACAUUUUGAUGCCAUGAAGACACUUUGUUUAUAUAUAAUGUUUAUAUAUUUUAAAGAUUUGUGCCAAGAGAGUAUAUUUAAUAAAAAUUAA